AUGCAAGACGUCUUCUUUUCUGCGGCCGCAGCGCCCCAGAGUCUGACGGGGCAGGACAGCGCGCAGAUCCACGAAUGGCAGAGGGGCAAGAACCGCCCGUUCGUAACGAAGAGGUGCGUGGAGACCUACCAGGAGGGCCGCGUCCGUUGCCGCGGCGCUGGAGAUGAGCGCGACCAUCACCACGACCGACCUCAGGAUUUGGGUACGACCGCGACCAGCACCACGAUGGACUUAGACGCCAACGCGAUUGGCGAUGAGGGGGCCGCACACUUGGCCAAGGCCGAGACGAACGUGGGCAUCAUCACGAGCGACCUCCGCGUCAAGCACAUUGAUAACGAGGGAGCCGCAGCCCUAGUUCUGGCUGAACCCCUGGAGGCGAGCACGAUCAUCACCACCGCGUGGACCACCAAGGCCUUGGAGACGAACGCGGCCAUCGUCACGAUUCAUGUCGACGACGACCCGCUUGGUGCUGACGUGGUCGCAGUCCUGGCCGCCGCAGACAUGGCCAAUACCCUGCAGAGGAACGGUGCCAUCGCCAUGAUUGACUUCGAACUCAGCAAGACUGGAAGACUGGCGCAGGCGCAGGCGCAGGCGCAGGCGCAGGCGCAGGCGCAGGCGCAGGCGCAGGCGCAGGCGCAGGCGCAGGCGGCGGCCGCCGCGCAGGCGCAGGCGCAGGCGCAGCUCUUGCAGGAGCCGCGAGCAGUGUUGAAUCUAGUGCAAGCAGUGCUGAACAGCCUGCAGCACUUGCAGGGGCCGCGAGCAGUGCUGAACAGCCUGCUGUCGCUGGGCCAGGCGAGGUGGGCGGAGACCGGGCGGGCAGAGCAGAGGGAUGGCGGUGUGCCGGUCCGCUUCGCCGAGCAGCCGGAGACUCGGCGCUGCCGCGAGGAGUGGCUGGCGCCCGCGCCGCCGCCUCCGCCCGUCCGCGAGCCGGUGCGGCGGGGCCCGCAGGCGGCAGCCGCGGCGGAGCCCCGCGCCGUCCAGCAGGCUGGCGCCCAGCCCGCACAGUCGGCCGCGGUGCAGCGGUCCGUGCCGCCGCCGCCGGACCAUUUCCCCGGCAACCCGUGGGCCCUGAGCCAGAUGCCGAGCGCGGCUCCCGCAAGUGGCCGAGUCCGGCGGAGCGGGGAUCUCGUGAAGGAGCUCCGCAAGGCGUGCAGCGAGGGCUUGGCCGAGGACGUGCGCCGGCUGCUCCUGCAGGGCGCACCCCUCGACGACAACGGCGGCAAGACGCCCCUCCACUACGCCGCCCGCUUCGGCAAGGUGGACUGUGUGCGGGCGCUUCUGGAGCGCAAGGCGGACCCGAACGUCGGCGACACUGUGAGCAACGCUCGGCCAACGGACGAAGUAGAGUACUGGGCGGUCAACUAUGCGACCAAGCACCGGGACUGGACUGGACGGGACAACUGCCUGGAGGCGAUGAGCGUCCUCAGAGCUUACGGCGGCGUUCGCUGCCCCAUCGACGAGCGGCUCUCAGUCGGCGUCGUGAGGAACCAGCUGGCGAGGCUCGAGGGCGACGCCCACAGGCUCGGCAUCGUCCCGCCCUGGAAGCAGGACUCGCUGGAGGCGCCGCCGCAGGCCGCGCCGGCCCCUGCGGCGGUGGCCUCGGCCGCGGGCCGGCCCAGCGUCGCUUUACCGCUGAGCCUCUGGGAGUGCGGGCGCUGCGGGGAGCCGAACCGACCAGGCCGCGUGGUGUGCAACAACUGCGGCGCGCCGCCGUUCGCGCAGGCCGGCCGAGUGCUGCCGCCGCAAUGGGAAGGCAGGAUCAUCGAAUUCUGA
Prorocentrum cordatum is the source of this 1773-nucleotide messenger RNA. NCBI's taxonomy places the organism in Eukaryota, Dinophyceae, Prorocentrales, Prorocentraceae. The record is from the annotation of a GenBank genome assembly.